Molecule: messenger RNA, 1685 nt
Organism: Orbicella faveolata
Lineage: Eukaryota; Metazoa; Cnidaria; Anthozoa; Scleractinia; Merulinidae
Molecular function (GO): lipid binding
Source: RefSeq, a predicted model, not a curated record
AAAAAGUCAUUUCUGAAAGGUUUUGGAAUUAUAGGGGAGGAGCAUUCAGUGACACGGAAAGUAUCAACUAAAGGGCGCGCCACGCAACGCAAAUUUUGUCACGGACAACAUGGCUCGCCAAUUACGGGGAAGACGCAAACCACAUGGCUACUUGCCCUCCGCCUGAUGUGGUGAAAAAAAUGGGCGUGUAUUUUGUUAGUUAUGAUUAAUUAUGAUCUCACACAUUUAAUUUCGUCCGUGACUGUGUCGUAACCGCUGUUGUGGGUUCAAAGAGUAGAAUUUUGAUUUUUUUCUGAAGAUCUCGUGGUGAAGGUAACAGUUCAUUCAGUUGAUUGUCACGAGUUUAUAAACGCUAAAGAUCCUUCAAACAAUUACACGUCUCGCAAAGUUAAAGUUACAUCUGUGUCACCAUCACGAGUUGUUUUUGCAACGUCGUCUCGGAGUCUCGACUGCUUUUGAAAGGUUCAGAACUGAAUUCUCGGGCUCGGAGAGAAAAACUAUUCCGAACUUCCGGAAGUCUCCGGAAGUGCUUGUGAACCUCACCAUAGUAAAUGUUCGUGGGCUCACAAUCAGCCUUCGAACUCUGACAGUCGACAGACAGUACAUUCAGCUCACACUGACAUCCAUCUCAAAGACGAAGGAGGUGCGAAGGAAUUCAGCGCGUGGAAGGCAAUGUUCUCCCUUUUGUGGCUUUUCUAUGUCUUCUUGAUAAGUGCAGUAGUUGCAUUUUUCACCUAUGCGCUGUUCUUUCGAAAGGGAAAUCUUCAAGAUUCAAUAUCUGCACAGGAUAAAGUAAAAUUCAUAAAGAAGCAUGUCCCACCCACUGCAUCCAAAGGCUGGCAUCUCAACAGAGUCGACAGUGGCUUACGAGUAUGGCAAAAGAACUUGGGAAGCACUGCACCCCCCUGGGUACCAGCAAUAAUUUAUGGAUGUUCUGGAAUCAUUCCAGCGUCCCAGCGGGAAGUUAUAAAUAUCCUAAAAGAGCCUGGUCUGUUGUUGGAGUGGGAUCCACUAGUAAAGGAUGUGUCAAAAGUUACAAUGGCAACUACUCAAGAUGUUAUCUCAAUCUCAUUUAACUACACAAGUAUCAUAGCAAGGACUGUCUGCUACUUACGUGAGUGUUUUGGUGGAGAGAUAAAUGCAGUUUAUUCAAGACACUGGGAUAUAGAUACAAAGUCAGGAUCCCAAGCCUGGUUUAUGAGUUCAUUCAUUGAGCAAGUUAUUCCAGCAGAAGGAGCUUUAUGGUCCUGCUUUUUAGUGUCAUCAAUAGACAAUGGUGAUGAUGAACAAACUGAAAGUUUAGUAACUUUGGUUGUAGCCCCUGUAUCAGAAUGUUUUGCAUCAAUACCACAGUUAACGACAUCUAGAGUAGCAGGUCUUCAAGAUUUCUUCACACACUACAAACCUGACCAAUCACCUACCAAGUCUAUUGGCUCAGAAGCCAGCUCCACAACUCUUUCAUCAUCUGUAAGUGAUGAUCUUGUUAAGGAUUUAAGAGUUCACUCUGCAAUACCGUCAGGUGAGUGUUUUUUUUUUUCCAAACAUCAUAAUUUAAAUUCUGUGUCUAGAUGUCCAGUAGAUGGAAAGCCUUUUUAGAAUACUCCUUUUGUAACAGUCGGAAACUCUUCCACUUGUGACGAUGCAUUUAUUGUGUUACCAAUAUAACUAUUGAGAACUAACCAUAA